Molecule: messenger RNA, 1380 nt
Organism: Haliotis rubra (blacklip abalone)
Lineage: Eukaryota; Metazoa; Mollusca; Gastropoda; Lepetellida; Haliotidae
Exons: 7
Coding region: 39-470 (143 amino acids)
Source: RefSeq, a predicted model, not a curated record
CUGAAUGGAUCAGAAAGUCGCACCUGCUAGAAAGAAGAAUGAACCCGUGUGAUCUACUUUGUCUUCUGAUCUUCAUGACCCUCCUCUCUGGAAGUCAAACAUCGCCAGCACCGCCCGAUACGUCCGCAGGUGCACCACAGAAGCAGGAGUCCUCGAUUGGUGUUGGAGUGGUUAUAGGUGUGUGUAUAAUGCUGGUUGUGGAUGGCGUCUUGCUGUAUGUGGCGUACCUCUUCAGGGACGAAAUAGCAGACUGCAUAGGAGUCAAGAAAGCCAGAAAUACAAAUGUGCCAGUAAUGUCCAACAUACAGUCUCCUCAGUCCACAGUGAUCGCACCUGCCGAAAUCCAAAGACAAGGUGGAGGCGACGAGUACGAAGUACCAGUGGACAGAAAUGAUUACGAAGCCCUACAGAGAGCAGCUGCUGACGUCCCCAACACUUAUGAGAAGAUACGGACAUACCAGAAUGUGUGAAACGAGGAGACACUGACGAUCAACUACCAACAGUCACCUUUACAAUCAAUGUCCAUUGGACAUUUGCUCAGAAGUCAAUGGAAACUCUAACGUUUGAUCAUAAAAUAGAAAUUCAGUUGUGUCAACUGAACAUUAAUUACUGCAAUAUUUUAUGUUUUUUGUGACAAGCAGUUGCCCUUAAUACAUAAUGAUCAUAAAUGUGUGAGUUUAAUUUUACGCCGCUUUCAGCAAUAUUCCAGCAAUAUCACGACGGGGACACCAGCAAUGGGCUUCAUAUAUUGUGGGCAAGUAGGAAAUCGAAUUCAGGUCUUCGGUGUAACGAGCGAACGCCUGAACCACUAGGCUGCAGUACCGCCCUGGUAGAUAUUAUAUAACCCUCAGAUGUAAAAAAGUCCGAACACCACCAUCAUGUUCAAUCUUAUUCUUUGGUUUGUUGUUUAAGACUGUACUCGGCAACAUUGAAUCUAUAUCACCGCGGUCUGUCAGUAAUUGAUUGUGGACCAGGCAAUACAGUGGUAGACAUCGCGAGCAUGAAUCUACGUAGUUGGAAGGAUAUGGGGAAAAAAAAAUAUGAUCUCCUUGUCUCAAUAUAAAACUUACAAAUGUGUAAUCUACACGUUGAGUCUUGCUUUAACAAAAUGUGUACAGUUAAGUGUGUAUAUUCAUGAACCAGUGAGCGCUCAAGUUUACAUGAACCAUUCCGAAUGCUUACAAUCGGAACAUUAUACUCGGUACUGUCAGGUAUUCCGAUGUUUCACAACGCAAGUUGUGAAUCUUUGCCAUAUAACAAAUGUCAAUGACAUUUCACUUGACUUUUCGUUAUUUCGUUUGUUUCUACAUUUACCAUAAAACAUAAGGUAAGCACCUGCUUGUAUUGACACCUCUUGAUUAAACGCCUGGACAAACAUCA